Molecule: messenger RNA, 315 nt
Organism: Staurois parvus
Lineage: Eukaryota; Metazoa; Chordata; Amphibia; Anura; Ranidae
Source: the annotation of a GenBank genome assembly
CCUUAUGGACCUACUCAGUAUUACUCAGUAUUAAGUGGGUGGCUGUAAAGUUAUGGCUGAUAGAUACACUACCUGCGUGGAGUUUGCAUGUUGUUUUUGUGUUAGCAUGAGUUAUCUCCAGGGGCAGACUGACAAUUCAUGGGGCCCCCGGCAAUAGGGGAUCAUGGGGCCCCUGUGUCCUUGCCCAAACUCAAAAAAGCCUAUGAAAAAGGUACCAGAGGCAUCUCAUGGGGCCCCCUACUGACCCCGGGCCCUUGGGCAGUGCCCGAGUUUCCAAAUGGUCAGUCCGCCCCUGGUUAUCUCCCACAUUCCAAA